AUGAGGCUCUACUACAUAGCUAUCACAUUCCUCGCCGGCCUGAUCUCGGUCGUGGCUCAAGGCAUGGACAGUCUCCCAGCAUGUGCUGUAAGUGCAAGAUCGUUCAGAGCCGUCGUGACAUUCGGUUUCAUGUUGGCUGCUGUUAUACCGCCCACUAACGUUAUGUACCGAGUCAAGAGAGAGUGUGCUACUGGCGCUAUCCCCAAGACCUGUCAGUCUAUUGACGUUGCCUGUAUCUGCGGCACCAAAUCUUUCAUCAGCGAUAUGUCCUGCUGCGUUGCCAAAUCCUGCUCACCUCAGGACGAAAAAGCUGCUCUCGGGUUCGCAGUACAGCUUUGCAGCGGUGCUGGUGUGACAGAUCUGCCUAGCAGUGCGAGCUGUGCCAACUCGGUCACUUCGACUAAUGCCACCAGCGCCUCUACCACCACUUCUCCCGUCAAUUCCUCCGGUAACAGCACUGCUUCUGCCACUACCACCCUCACAGGCACGAAGACCCAGUCUACAUCAGGAAACACCCAGCCAGUGACCUCCGUUAAGACAAACACUGGAAGUAGCCCUACUGCCACGGGUGGCGGUGUCCCGCUCUCGCCGUAUGCUGACGCUAGUAUCUUUGCGGCCGUCGGCAUGGCUCUCGUUGCAUUUCUUGCUUAGGGAUAAUGUACGUACAUUGACAUAACAAUUUCGGAUGAAGGCUUGGCGGGAUGACUUUGUCAUGGUCCCCCGCCGCCAUCUUCUCGAUGUGAUAUCUGCUCCAAGCCCUAGUCUCACGCUGGACUUUCAAGGCUCUGAGAACUGAAUCCGUUUGGCGCAGCCCGAAGGAGGCCAUCAACCAUUGUGAUAUGUGGGGUGCGAACUCGAGCAU
Aspergillus aculeatinus CBS 121060 is the source of this 862-nucleotide messenger RNA. Its product is annotated as CFEM domain-containing protein. The transcript has 2 exons. Lineage: Eukaryota; Fungi; Ascomycota; Eurotiomycetes; Eurotiales; Aspergillaceae. The coding region runs from base 1 to 651 and encodes 216 amino acids. The record is from RefSeq and is a predicted model, not a curated record.